AUGGGUAUGAGAAUUAAACUACACAGUGCUGACCACCCUAAUAACCUUCUUAAGGAACUUAAUAAGUUUAGGCUGUCUGAAACCAUGUGUGAUGUAAUCAUUGUGGUUGGUGACAGGACAUUUUCAGCACACAAAUCAGUGCUUGCAUGUGCUGCUGGCUACUUCCAGAAGCUCUUUCUGAAUUCCGAGGUUAAUACUGCAAGAACCUAUGUGGUAGACUUCAUCACCCCGGCAAAUUUUGAAAGAAUCUUGAAUUUUAUCUAUACAGCUGAGCUUUUUACUGAUCUCAUUAAUGUUGGUGUUAUCUAUGAGAUGGCGGAGAAGCUAGGAAUGCAAGAUCUCCUGAAGGCUUGUUACUCCACCUUUCCUGACUUGGAAAAAACAGAAAGCAACAAACCAACAGUUAGAUCAACCGAAGGCUAUGCACCUCUCACUGGAGGUUUGAAUGACCAAAAUGCCACAAUGUUAGACUCCAGUGUUGCAGGCCCACAGUUUUGUCAAAAUAGAGAUUACAUCAUGCAGGUUGAAGUAGGAGAGAGUUUUAAAAGUGAGGAACAAAAUCUUGUGAAUGCAAAUGGUCCAAGCAUGCCAGUGAUGUACCAACAGUCAACAAAAACUGAAGAUAACCUGGAGAUGAAAUACAGCCAGUCCACAACAAGUGAGAAUAUGCCUUUGACCUCUAAUAAAGGCCCAUGUGAGCUAUAUGAAAUACAGAGUAAUGGAUAUUAUAAUCAAACCAGUUUACUGAUGCCUGGAGAAUCUCUCAAAGAAAGUAGUAAUUCUUGUGUCGGUAAUAAUGUUGACCCCCAGGUUCAAUCAAUGAAGGAAAUGGAAUGCAUGCCAUUUGAAAGUAUUGACCAGGAUGCCCUUAAUUUUGAUGACCACCUGGAAAGCAGAAGUUCUUCUGAAGGAAUAAUCGAGUUAACAGAUGACAGCGAAGAUGACAAUCUUGUCUGUAUUAAAGAUAGUAAUGGUGAAAGUAAGAGUAUGCCAUGCCAGGUAUGUGGCAAGGUCUUACCAGCCAACAUAGGAAUGAUCAGGCAACACGGUAAACUCCACAUUGAUGCAAAAGAGGGGCUGUGCACAGUGUGUGGCACCAAGUUCACUGACAGGAGCUCUCGAAUCACCCAUGUUUUGUCUCAUGUUGGAAUUUUUCUCUUCUCAUGCGACAUGUGUGAAAUGAAAUUUGUGACUCAGUGGCAAGUGGCUGGACAUAGGAAAGGGAAGCCACAUGAUACUAACAUUAUUGUCCAACCAAAUACCAUCCUGCCUGCUGAAGCUAAUUUUGGUGGCUCUCCCACAGAACUGUUUUGUGCUGUCUGUGGAAAGACAGUGACUAAAGACUACCUUGCUGUGAAAGAGCAUAUCCUUUCCCAUCUCAACAUGAAAAGUCUCUCCUGUUGUAUCUGCAAGCAGUCAUGUAGAUCAGUCUGCAGCCUAAUGUGGCAUGUUUUGUCCCACAUGAAUAUAUCAAUCUUUUCCUGUUCUGUAUGUGGUAAUAGCUUUGUAGAUCGAACUGUUCUAGAGCAACAUAUGGCUUCACACCAGGGUAUGGAGUAUUUAUAUGAAUGUAAUUUCUGUAAUAAAAAGUUCCGGUUAGAAGCCUCUUAUCAAAACCAUGUGAAGAUACAUAAGAGACAUAACUUAGAUGGCCCAAAAGGUCCAACUACUCCACACCAGUGGCUCAAAAAGGCGUUAACAACAACGCCAUCAGAUGAAUCUACAAGUGAUGGACAUGUGCCUGCUGUACACCAAGAAACUGUUCUGAUCCUUCCCUCAAACAAAGGCAAAGCCAGCUCUAAAGGAAACUGGUAUGAAUGUGAGUUUUGUGGGAAGAGGUUUUCCCAUUCUAGUGAGUUUCAGUAUCAUCUCCGAAUACACUCAGGAGAGAAGCCCUAUGAAUGCAAACUGUGCCACAAGUUCUUCAGGGGACGAUCGACUGUUAAAAACCAUCUGAAGACCCAUUCAGGUGCCCUUAUGUAUUGCUGCACGGUUUGCCAGAAAUACUGUCCCACCUUGAACCUUAUGGUUAAACAUGUGGAGAUGCACAAAGAGGGGGGCCUGCCUUCUGACUUUAAUAUCGCACAGACGUUCAUGUACAUGGUGCAUUCCAAACAGACAAUAAAAAUGACAGACUAA
Stegostoma tigrinum is the source of this 2139-nucleotide messenger RNA. Its product is annotated as zinc finger and BTB domain-containing protein 39-like. The coding region runs from base 1 to 2139 and encodes 712 amino acids. Lineage: Eukaryota; Metazoa; Chordata; Chondrichthyes; Orectolobiformes; Stegostomatidae. The record is from RefSeq and is a predicted model, not a curated record. Gene Ontology annotation, molecular function: protein binding. Gene Ontology annotation, biological process: regulation of immune system process; regulation of cytokine production; negative regulation of transcription by RNA polymerase II. The transcript has a single exon.